CGCCCCAACCGUGGGCUGGGAGAACCUGUCAAGUGUAAAGUGCCAGUCAAGCAUAUGGGCAGGAGCGUGGCUUCAUCCUUGCCCAGAGCCCUGUAUCUGGCUAGGGCCAAAGGAAGAACGGAGAAGGUGGAGGAAAGGCCAGAGAAUCCCGCCCUGCUGAACUCUGCUUGCAGGCUGUCUCCGUGGCCCCAGCACCCGAAAGGAGUCAAUAAUGGUUUCCUUUGAAAUGGCAGGCAAUUAGGACUGGGAGGCUCUGACCAGAAUUACACAGCCGCAACCGCCCGUCACUUGACAUCCUCUGUAAUUUGGGGCCAACAUAACUGCAGCUGCCUCUUUCCCUGCUGACAUGCGUGGCUCCGGUGACAGCCCGUUGGUGUUCACAGGAAGAGAGGGCUGUGUUCUGAACGCUGCCCACCUGGCGCGGGUUCUCCCCUGGGCCCGCGGGCUGUGUCUGGAGCCACUGCCUCUUGCAGAAGGGUAGACGUUUGCUGAUGGCUCAGUUGGGAGCGGUUCUGGCUGUGGCUGCCAGUUUCUUUUGUGCCUCUCUCUUCUCGGCGGUGCACAAGAUAGAAGAGGGACAUAUUGGGGUGUAUUACAGAGGUGGUGCCCUGCUGACUUCCACCAGCGGCCCUGGCUUCCAUCUCAUGCUUCCUUUCAUCACAUCAUAUAAGUCUGUGCAGACCACACUCCAGACAGAUGAGGUGAAGAAUGUACCUUGUGGGACAAGCGGUGGUGUGAUGAUCUACUUCGACAGAAUCGAGGUGGUGAACUUCCUGGUCCCACACGCAGUGUAUGACAUAGUGAAGAACUACACAGCCGACUACGACAAGGCACUCAUCUUCAACAAGAUCCACCACGAGCUGAACCAGUUCUGCAGUGUCCACACGCUUCAGGAGGUCUACAUCGAGCUCUUCGAUCAGAUUGAUGAAAAUCUCAAACUGGCUCUGCAGCAAGACCUGACCUCCAUGGCCCCCGGGCUCGUCAUCCAAGCUGUGCGGGUGACGAAGCCCAACAUCCCGGAAGCCAUCCGCAGGAACUACGAGCUUAUGGAGAGCGAGAAGACAAAACUGCUGAUCGCAGCCCAGAAGCAGAAGGUGGUGGAGAAGGAAGCCGAGACAGAGCGGAAGAAGGCCCUCAUCGAGGCAGAGAAGGUGGCGCAGGUGGCCGAAAUCACCUUUGGGCAGAAGGUGAUGGAGAAGGAGACGGAGAAGAGGAUCUCAGAGAUCGAAGAUGCUGCAUUUCUGGCCCGGGAGAAGGCCAAGGCGGACGCUGAGUGCUACACUGCCAUGAAGAUAGCCGAAGCAAAUAAGCUAAAGCUGACCCCUGAGUAUCUGCAGCUGAUGAAGUACAAGGCCAUUGCUUCCAACAGCAAGAUUUACUUUGGCAAAGACAUCCCUAACAUGUUCAUGGACUCCGCGGGCAGCAUAGGCAAGCAGUUUGAGGGACUAGCUGACAAGCUGAGCUUUGGCUUGGAAGAUGAGCCCAUGGAAGCAGACUCCGAGAACUGAAUGUUUCAGUCCACAACCUCCAAUGACUCUCCGAAACAGAUCUUUAUUUUUUAAUGAGGAACCAGGAUGUCCCCUCCCUUCCACACUACCUUCUUUGACUCUCUUCCACAUACUGUGGUGAAAAAAAGAAGAAAUGGACCUAAAUCUAUUUUCCUUCCUGGGAAGGGUAGGGCAGGGACUGAUGAACUGGGGUUUUAUUCAGGUAAGUAGGUUACGUGAUUUAGGUUAAGCUUUGGAAAAGAUGGGUUAGAGCUCUGACCUCCAGGCACUGAUUUUUGCCCUUCUGAGGCUGGCUUAAUUAGGGAUGCUAUCAACAAGAAGUGGGAGAAGUGCAGAAGGUCGCCUCCAGGUGAUCUGACUGCCCUGGAGUGGGAAAAGGCAGUCUAGCCGUCUCGAGCCGCCUCCACAGUGAGAGAUGCCCGUGGGUGAGGCCCAGCUCCUAGGCCAACGCGCACUUGUGAGUUUGCCAGCGGAGCAUGGAGAAGCGGCCUUGGAGGAUGUUGGCUCUCUGGCGUUUAUGGCCAAGUGUCAUGAGUCGCCACCCACACACGCCGCCUCAGGCCCAGCUGAGGGUGAUCUGGUGCUAGCUUUGCAAGCUUUUCUACACACCACCCUCCCUGCCCCAGGGCUCAGAGCAUGGUGGCUUCUGACCUCAUUUCUGAGUCACGAUUUGGCCACCAUCCCCAGUUCCUUUUCAGACUUUUCACCUAUUCUGUGAUUUGGUUUGGUUUUGUUGUGUCUUCCCUCCACCUGUUCAUUGGUUCCACUCAGCAUCGAGAAGACAGGAACAAAGAACUCUCCAGUGUCUUAAAAGCUGCUGAAGUGGGACCACAGUACCCGUUCACCUCUGCGGUCCCUGCUUGGCAAACAGUGUCUGUUCCUUGAGAUCAAGUGUCUUUUUUUUAUGGAGUGUCUAUGUCAAGUGUCUUUUGUUGUGGAGAUUCUGCAUUGGAGAGCUCCUCUGGGUGAGAAGGAUGGGCUGUCCAAAAUCUGUCCCAGUCUCAGCGCCUGUGACUUGUGCUGAGAGCUCAUCUGAUACAGUGAUAAGAGGGAGCCUGUUCUCUGAGUGACUCGCGUCUUUAGAUCCAGGGUUCAGGGGUCCCAGAGAGACAGCUGUUGGGUUUAAUUUGGGGAUUUGGUUAAGGGAGCACAAACCAGAAACCGAGGUUUCCUUAUGGCCUGGAGUUGGAGUCAGGGGCGGGGUUGUGUACCAGAUCACCAAGUGGAGGGCAGCUGUCUGGAGUGAACUUGCAAGCCUAUUGAUUUCAUCCAGGACAAGCCCUGGCUUAAGAUUUGUUACUAGCUGCCCCCGCCCCCACACCAAGAAAAACUCCCACUGUACCACCCUCUUCUUGGUGGAACAUGGUGAUAAUAUCUGGGACAGAUUUCCAUGUCAUUGAUGAACCCACACCUAGACUGCUGAUGUAUCGGAUGGUCCCAAAAGCCGGGAAAUGGGGGAGCAUUCAGCUGGCCCAAGAAGACACAAAGGGUUAACUUGUCUUGAUCUAAAUGUUGCCCUUCUCUGUUCUAAUUUCUGGAACUUUGAAUUCUCAAACCACCAGUCCUGGUCACACUUUGUGCAGGGAUCCAAAAUGUCCAAGGAUUGAUGGAUGUUAAUGUGUUCAGGCGUUUUUGCAGAAGGCAGUUAGUCUCCUAAGACCAACACAAAGCAUCCAUCAUUAAGAUAUACUCACCCUCCUCUCACUUCAAUGCCAUGAAUCACUUGUCAGGAGCACCCUGUCACGUCCAGCAUCCCUGACUUACAUGUUUGUCUGCCCUUCUGCUCUGAGACUGGUUGCCUAAGCUCAAAGAACACUCCUCUCCAGUGGGAUACGCAGCAUGGCAUCUCAGCCUGUCCGAGUAACACGCUUGCUCAGGGGGCUAACCGGAACACUGCUCUAACACUAGCAUCCCGUGACGGCCUGUCUCUUGCACUAGAUCAUAGGAGAGCCUCAGUGAAGUCCUGCUCCACCUGUCCCCCACAAUGUCAACAUCCCUUCUGUAAGCAAAAAAUACAAGUAUUGUACUUCCCAUUCAUUUAAUUCCAAUGGUUGUCUGUACCUGCCUGAAUAGGAAAAUCAUAGGAAUGAGCUGUUUCCUUGGCUUGGGACAACUAACCAGUCUUGUCUUUGUGACUUCGUUUUGGUAAUGCUUACUAGAGAACCUGAUAUGAAAACAUUUUAAUUCUAAACAUGUUAAAUAUGACAGCCUGCCAUUUGGCAGGCAGUAAACUCAUGGCUGCUAUUGAUAAAUGGAACCUCUAUGAAAAUAAGGAACAGUUUCUAAAAUUCAGCUUUUGUAGGACUUUCCAAGGAAAAGUCACCUUGGUUGAAUGUUUCUCACUCAUUAAACUUUGCAGAAGUGAUCUAUAUUCGGUACCUGUUUUUAAUCACUUUUUAAAUAUCAGGACAGAAUGUCCGAAAGGAAGCCACAGUUUGUUCAUCUUUAUCUGACUAAAUCUGUAGGGAUCUGUGAUCAUAAUAAAUUAAGGAGGGGGGCAGAAAUUACUGGAAGAACUUUAGCAAUAUAGUCAUCCCUCGGUAUCCACAGGGGACUGGGAGCCCCGAGGAUACCAAAAUCUGUGGGUGCUCAAAUCCCUUAUGUAAAAUGGUGUCUUUACAACCACCCUCCGUACCCAUGUAUCCACAGCUACAGAGGGCUGACUGUAUUGAUCCAAAAAAAAAAAACAGUGGAUUUUUUUAUGAUCUGUUGCAGUGUCUGUGGGUCUCUGUAUCUUUCAACACACAGCGUCACCAUUUAUGGAGUAAAUGGUGGAAGUGAGAUGGACAUAUUGACUGACUGACCCAAGUUUGAUUGAGGAUAAGUGAAUCCUGACUAGUGUCUAUUCUGUCCACGGACCACUGCCGCUUUAGGUCUGUCCAGUAGGUUCUAGUCACUGUCUCUGUUGUUGCCUUUUAAAAGAAGUGAUAGCCAAUCACUUUGUAUUUUCAUUCCUCUCUAUUUCUGCUUUUGUGCAAGCUGAUAAUUGAACGGUCAAAACUCUACUGGCAGAGAGCCUCGAGGACUGAACGACCCCCUUUGUAACUGAGAAAUGACUCCUGUUAUGUUAAUCAUUCUGCAAACAAUAUGCUGGAUUCAUUUGCCCUGGGUCGAUAGAUGGAGGAACUGUUUUGGACAACCCUGAAGGUGUGAUUUUAUGUGUCAGUUUUAUUUUCAGUCUUGCUAAAUAAAAUGAGUCUUUGUA
Molecule: messenger RNA, 4713 nt
Organism: Odocoileus virginianus texanus
Lineage: Eukaryota; Metazoa; Chordata; Mammalia; Artiodactyla; Cervidae
Gene: ERLIN2
Product: ER lipid raft associated 2
Biological process (GO): SREBP signaling pathway
Cellular component (GO): endoplasmic reticulum; endoplasmic reticulum membrane
Molecular function (GO): cholesterol binding; ubiquitin protein ligase binding
Source: RefSeq, a predicted model, not a curated record